CUUGGACUACUCUAUAGAAGAAGCCUGCAGCCGGAGCAGACAGGCCGCCGGGCAACCGGGCACCAUGUCCCGCUCAGAGCCGCUGUCCGCGGGGCAGAGCGCGGAGAACGGCCUGGAGGAGGACGAAGAGGAGGAGGAAGACCUUGACGAUGAGGCGGACGCUUCAAGGCUGGAGAAGUUCAUGAGAGACAGGAGGAGAGCCAAGUCUCUGCCCGCCUACCCCGCCGAGCUCCUGGACUCCGAGAGCGAGGGCAGGAAGCGCGUAAAGUUCGCGGACUCCAUGGGUCUGAAUCUGGCCAGCGUCAAACACUUCAGCUCUCUGGAGGAGCCCAACAUCCCCAGCAAAGUCCUGUCCCGGCACAAGAGCUUCCCCCCGCAGCCGGAAGUCCUGAACGAGCUGUGCCAGAGCUUCAUGACCGGCCUGGACACGGAGCAGAGCUUCAGGAGCAACUUAGACACGGACCGGCUGAUCUGCUGCUUCCCGGAGCCCAGAGACACGGAGCGCAGAGUCCUGCAGCUCCGCGUGGCUCUGGAGAGGGUCAUCAUCACCCAGUUUGACGUCCGAGGGCAGAUCCGAGUCUACUGCGGCUGCAGGGACAAAGAGGUAGGAGUGAGGUACACCUUCAACGACUGGCUGUCUCAUGUGGACGCGCAGGCUCUGCCCAUGGCCUCGGAUCAGCCGGGCUUAGUUGGGGAGCACUUCGGAUUCACGGUGUACACGCCGCCCUUCAUGGACCCCGGCUCGGCCGUGCACUUCGCCCUGUACCUGAAGAGCGAGGAGGGGGAGUUCUGGGACAACAACGAGGGGGAGAACUACACCCUCAGCCUCAGGCCUUGCUGCCCUCAGAGUCCACAAUCAUCCUCCACACGAAGAAAUUCGGGCGUCAUUACAGCUGGCAGCUCCUCUGAUGUGAGGAAAACGACAACAUCGACCUUGGGAAGUUACGGCGCUGCAAACCCCAUUCAUCUUCGCUGUCCGUAUUCCUGCCUCCGACUCAUUUAGGAUUUAAGACGGUACCAAUAAACGUGUGACGGAUCUGAUUUACAUGCUGCAGUCCAACAAUGAGCAGCGGCGAUGCAAGGGCAUGAUGGAGCGGCGACGAGGAGGCAGGAUGGAUGGAAACCCAAGGAGGAUGGAGAAACAAAUGCACAAAGAAAGUUUGGAAGAUGGAGGGAUGAUGAGGAGAUUGCAGACAAAAAAGGCAGUUAAAAUAACUGUGGGUAAAGUUGAAGAGACGAAAAACGAUAAGGGGUGCUUCUCUGUCCUGUCAUUUACUGCAACCUCUCUCCUCUGUGCAGCUCUCAUCUCAUCUGUCCACUGUUAUAACAAACCAACUCUACAAAGAACAUUUUUCAGCAUUAAUUCAACUCCCAUAGUGUUAAACUUAACCCUUAUGCCAGGUUUAUAUUGAUCUCUAACAGAGUGACAUUGUAACUUUUGAGUGUUUUCUGACACAUCAAGGCAUAUUUCUAACAUUGCAAUCGGGUCAGUCUUUCUUAGGAGGUGACUGAGUGAAGAAUUUGCUUAUCUAAAAUAAUGCGAAUUUAUAAUGCAUAUCACAUCUGCAAUGCCAUGAAUCAUGUGCAUGAGCAUUAUAAACGUCUACUGUAUCACACCCUGCUCUCUCCUAUAGACAAUCAUUGUAUUGAUCUUACAUGAGUUCUGCAGGCAGGAAGUCACUAACUCAGUGAACAACUUGAGGUUGACAGUUUUUGGUUAAAAGGUGAGCCUGUUAGGCCCUCAGGUUACACCUGAAUCCAGAAUCUGGCCCCUGCUGUGAUUGAGUUUGACACCCCUGCUCUACAGAGUUGACUGGAUCAACACUGUCAAAGAACUCUAUCAUUGAGGGCCACUUAAAUCAGAAUGUAGUUGAAAUUGCACUUUGGGAGAUAAAUCAACUUAUUACUGAGAUAUUAACACUCCAGUUUUUACUAUGUAGUCAUGUCAGAUGAUGAGGGUGUCUCCAAUGUCUGAUGGCAUAUCAGGGCUACUCUAAAAACUUUUCAAGUAAAAAACACAAAAUUUCAAAUUUAUAAAGUCAUUAAUUUACGAGAAACCAGACUGAAGAGAACAGAAAUGUCUUUCUAAAAUCCGUUUGCCUGUUAUAAUGUGAUAAUUCUGGGCUAAAAUUAUAAGUAGUUCCUUUUUGCUCAGAGCUAGUCAAACAACCUUGAUUAUGCUCUCAGCUGCAGGACUUGUGCGAAGGAAAGGGCUUCAUCUGGUUGAUUUUCUCCCAGGCUAUUUUAGACAGCAUGAUGUCAAAAACCCUAAAUUUUGGUUCCUCUAAAUUCAUGACUUUUUAUUUAGGACUUUUUAAAAAAUAAAUUUACAACUUUUUAUCUCUAAAGUUUAGAGUUUCUUCUUGAAAAUUAAAGAUCCUCUUUAUUUUUACAUUUCUUUCAGGGUGGCUGUAAUACGCUGUCAUUUUAUAUGCAAAUAUGUGCUGCAUUUAAACAAACAAUGCAAUGCAGAUAUACACAUCCUGGACCACCUCCUGACACAGUCUGAGCUAUCAGAUAUCAUGUGUUUUCAGAAUGCAUUAUGGAGCGUACACACUAUCAUUACGGAUAACCACUUGGUAUCUGAAUGCAUAGGAAAAAAAACCCAAACUGUCCAAAAACUUUCUACAUUUCUCAAAUACGGUGGCAACAAAGAAAAGGGAGACUCAUGAAAGGGGGCCAGACUGGCGAGAGAGGGAAAAAAUUAAAGGGAAGAAAUGACGAAAAAACAUUGGAGAAGUGUGUGAACUAAAGCUCAGAGUUUGCCAUUCAAAUAUCCGGUUCUCAUUUUUGUUUUUCCUCGCUCAGUCCGAGCCUCAGCGGGGCCGGAGACGAGGCAUUCAGGGUCCUCCAUCAUACUGAUCACAAACACCUCUCAGCUAAUGGACCCAGCAUAAUGAGCACUGCUACUAAUGAGCAAAACAAAAGACGGAGGGGAAAAAGAACAACAAAGAGGUGAGAAAGUUCUGGAAAUGAUCAACACAGAGGAGGGAGGUGACCCCCCGGUGUCCUGGCUUAACUGGUGCUGAAUUAACUGGUGAACUCUGACAGAAUUCCUUAAAUGCGGAGCCUGGUUUACGAGCAAAUCUGAAUAAAGUUUAAUGUCAUGAAUUUUUAAUGUCAUGUAAUGUAUCUAGUACUGCAGGUUGUCUCUUUUGUUGUCUCAGUUGAACUUCUGCAGCCUCUAACAGUAAGUAUUUUCAUACCAUUCCCCAUCAUUAUCUGACUUCUGGAGUUAACUGAUUACUCUAGUAGUCCUUUUUGCAUGCCUCUGAAGACAAACUGGACUCAUGUCUGAGCAUAUCAUCACAGAAAAAUUACCUUUUAAGUUUUUCUGGAUCCACUUCUUUGUAACUGUACCUGCAGUUUAAGUUUAAUUUCUCUCCUGCUGACCACAUUUCCUGAUAUGGCCAUUCAUAAUAAAAGUAUUUGAAUAAAUAACAACUAGGAACUUUUAUUGUGAAGAACUUGUCAGAAAUUUUUAUCAUUGAUCUAACUUGGCUUUGGCAGAGAUACUGUUGAGUGUAAGGUUCUACCGUGUUUACAGCUGUUUCUCCAACCUCAUUUAACGCCACAGCCUGCUUCUUUAAACCAUCAUGGACUUAAAACAAGCGAGUCAUGAGCUAAACUCACCUUUAACACAUUGUUUUAGCCAUCAUUGUAUGAAUCGCUGA
Cheilinus undulatus (humphead wrasse) is the source of this 3674-nucleotide messenger RNA. It is a transcript of the gene ppp1r3g, whose product is annotated as protein phosphatase 1 regulatory subunit 3G. The record is from RefSeq and is a predicted model, not a curated record. The coding region runs from base 65 to 1003 and encodes 312 amino acids. Lineage: Eukaryota; Metazoa; Chordata; Actinopteri; Labriformes; Labridae. Gene Ontology annotation, molecular function: protein phosphatase 1 binding; glycogen binding. Gene Ontology annotation, biological process: regulation of glycogen biosynthetic process. Gene Ontology annotation, cellular component: protein phosphatase type 1 complex. The transcript is spliced from 3 exons.